This is a messenger RNA of Pundamilia nyererei, 3271 nucleotides long. It is a transcript of the gene erfl3, whose product is annotated as Ets2 repressor factor like 3. Gene Ontology annotation, molecular function: sequence-specific DNA binding; DNA-binding transcription factor activity, RNA polymerase II-specific. Gene Ontology annotation, biological process: cell differentiation; regulation of transcription by RNA polymerase II. NCBI's taxonomy places the organism in Eukaryota, Metazoa, Chordata, Actinopteri, Cichliformes, Cichlidae. The coding region runs from base 680 to 2869 and encodes 729 amino acids. The record is from RefSeq and is a predicted model, not a curated record. The transcript has 5 exons. Gene Ontology annotation, cellular component: nucleus.
CCGUCAGUGUGGGCGGGCCCCGCUAAAGAAGAGAACGAGCGAAACACGACACUCCGAGGACGGAGAGAGGCACGGGGGGAGGAGAGAGUGAGCGCCGAGUGGUGCGAGAGUGAGUGGAAGACUGAAAAAGUCCGUGAAGAAAGAGAGGUUCCUUUUUAACGUUAAUUUCUGUCAGAGAAGUAAGGCGGGUUCGCGGCGGAGAAAUGUCAAACAGCGACGAAGAUGCGGUUGAGACGGAGUAAACAGCUACCGGACAGUUAGCGAAAGAAGUUGUUGGAAGAGAAGAGAACGACACUUUUCGCCUGGCUCGAGUCGGGACUGUUGACCGUCUUUCUUGAGCAACUUGAGCAGAUUUGAGGCUGCGAGUUACGGGACGAGAGGACCUACGAGGUGCGGGCAUAAACCGAGUCCUACUUGUGAGAUAGCUGGUUUAGGACCGCACCGAGAGAUAGAGGUUGGGGGGAGAGAGUGCCCGGCGGCGGCUUAACGAAUAGAGAGAGCCGCUGGAGCUGAAGCUGUAAAAGUUUGCCUCGUAUCUUCAGCGAGUUCUUGACGAGAUUGGAAAGCAGAGCGGGAGGAAGAGGCCGAAAGACUGACUUUUCUUUCCACAAGCAGCUUUGUGGAAUUUUCCCAGUUUAGCAAACUUUAGCUGUCCUGCCGAAGAGCUAAAGCGGAAAGAAUGAAAACACCUGGAGAUACUGGGUUCGCCUUCCCAGAAUGGGCUUACAAGCCCGAGUCAAGCCCUGGUUCCAGACAGAUCCAGCUGUGGCACUUCAUCCUGGAGCUGCUCAGGAAAGAGGAGUAUCAUGAUGUCAUCGCCUGGCAGGGGGACUAUGGCGAGUUUGUCAUCAAGGAUCCAGAUGAAGUGGCUCGACUCUGGGGGGCCAGGAAGUGCAAACCCCAAAUGAACUACGAUAAACUGAGCAGGGCUCUGAGAUAUUACUACAACAAGAGGAUCCUUCAUAAGACCAAAGGGAAAAGGUUCACCUACAAGUUUAACUUCAACAAACUGGUUUUGGUCAACUACCCGUUCAUUGAUAUGAGCUCCACUGGAAGUAGCGUUCCUCAGAGUGCCCCUCCUGUGCCCACCGGUGCAGGGACCCACUUCCGCUUCCCUCCUUCCACCCCAUCUGAAGUCCUCUCCCCUAACGAGGACCUGCGCAGCCCCGGUGGCAUGUUCAGCUCCGUGGCCCGACGAAUGGCCCGUGGCUCUGUCAGCGACUGCAGCGACGGCACUUCAGCCAAUUCUGAGAUCGAGGAGGGUAACACGGGAGCAGGAGAGGAGAGGGGGGAGAGAGUUGUGAGUGGAGGAGGGCCAGGUGGUGGUGGAGGAGGCUACCGGAGCAUCAUCCACCCCCGUUUGGCUUCUCAUGAAGCCCUGUUCCGCAUGUACGGAGGGCCGGGUAACCCUGCAGGGCAUCCAGGCUCCCGUGGCCCGGCAGCACACCGCAUCCACCCAGAGCCCCUGUCCCCCUUCCCUGCUUCCCCCCUGCCAGGCCCAGGAGGAGCAAGCCUUCUAGCUCCACCUUUGUCUCCUGCACUCUCCAUGACCCCCACAUCUCACCUCCCCUACACUCCCUCGCCCACCCUAUCACCCAUGUUAGGCUCUCACUUCUCCUUUAACCCAGAGGACAUGAAGCGCUACCUGCAGGCCCACACCCAGUCAGUGUACAACUAUGGCCUCAGCCCCAGAGCUUUCCUCCAGUACCCCAACAUCGUCAUCCCCCAGCCCCACCGGCCCGACAAGGCCGGUCUGACUGCAGAGAGAGGAGCGGCCGAGAGGGCGGAGAGAGCCUCGACUGUGGGGGGAGGCGAGAGGGGAGGAGACCGGCACCACCAUCCACCUCUGGGUCACCCGACCCACCACCACCCGCAUCCUCACUCUGCUCACCCUCACCCACAUUCCCACCCCAUGCAUCAUUCACUUCACCUUGGUGAGGAGCCGCCGCACAUGUCCCCCUUCAAGUUCAAGCUGCAGCCGCCUCCACUGGGCAGGAAGCAGAGGGAGGGGCAGAGCCAGAGUAAAGCCAGGCAGAGCUCACUGUCCUCGGGUUCAGGAUCCGGGUCCAUGUCCUCCACCUCUGGCCUGGGCUCCUCGCUGUCAUUCGGCAGUGACUUGAGCUCUGCCAGUGGCUCCGGGCUCAUCUCCACCUCCUCGUCAACACAAUCUCUAAACAGCGCGGGACUUCCCAAGAUAAAGGUUGAGCCCAUCUCUGACAUAGACUCCGAGGAAGAGGUGGAGGUGACUGACAUUAGCGAUGAAGACCCAGAUGAAAGAGAUGAAGAGUUUGAGCUCUUCGCCCCUCGCCACCCGAGAGCAUCCGACCACCACCACCUUCCUAAUGGCUCAGCCCGGGCCCAGCAACAACCCCACACCGACGAGGACUUAGAAGAAGAUGUGUUCAAAGCCCCCGCUCCUCCUCCACCCGGCCUGAUGCCUUUCUUCACCUCGCAGUACACGCACUCCGGCGUACAUCGCAUGCUGCCCGUCAUCAAGAGCGAACCCGCCGAGCCCGGGGAGAGCAGCACACCCCCAUCUCAGCCACCCGCGGCGGGGGCUCCCCAGACGAAGUGCAUUCCUCUCAAGCUGCGCUUCAAGAGGCGCUGGAGCGAGGACCAGCGCAUGGAGGCCUCGCAGGAGGAGUCAGAUGAUAAAAAAGUACGACCGGAGGAAGAGAGGGAGCGAGAGAGGCAAAGUAACGGACAGAUGGAGAUGGAAGAGGAUGGGACGGGCAGCGGAGGCGGGGACAGUCCUCCUAUGCUGGCGUAUGAAGGCUCUUUAGCAGCACCCCUGGCCUUGCACAGGAGGGUGACUGCCGAGCUGCACCGCGCCACUGCACAGCUGUCUCUGGAGAAUAAAGACUGCUGAUGAGAGCCUCAGUCCAAACACUACUGCUCCAGCAGGGCAGGAGGUGGUGCAGGAGUAUGUAAAUGGUUCCUCUGUAAUUCCCUCUCCUCACACUGACAAACUAGAAUCCAGAAACCUCCACUGACCCGAGAGCACACGUCAACAUACACAUGAAAGUAACGCCCCAAAGACAGCCCGACACCUUCUCAUCUCAGGGUGCCAAAUAUGGCCAUUUUGUCAGCCGCUGGUGUCACAGACGUAUGCGCGUGAGGUCUCUUUUGGUGUCCGUGAUGCAACGUUUAUGUUUAUUCUUAGUCAUUGUAUAACACCAAGACAGUGUAAACCAGGGGUAGGGGAACGCCAGGCCUCAAGGGUCGGUGUCCUGCAGGUUUUAGAUGUGUCCUUGAUCCAACACAGCUGAUU